GCCAGAUGGUAUCUCUGCAGGGACGGCGCUGGCUCCUACAAGUGUGUGGGCAUCGCGCUCCGUCUCCUCGGCGAGGCCGGCGUCCUCCAGGAGAACUUUGGCCAGGCCAUCAUUACCGCAGCCUUCGUGGACGACAUCCUCUCGCUGGUGCUCUUCAACGUGUUGUUCAGCUUGGGGGGUGAGUUCGACAUGUUCAAGACCGUGGUCGUUGACUGCAUCUUGGCGAGUAGAGCUACAGUUCUGGCCGUGACCUGCCAAGUACCAAAGAAGAAGGACGCACAAGCGAAGAUCUCUGCGCAGGACGAGGCCCUCUUUUUCUUCAUGUUCGCUCUGCUCUUUGUGUAUGCCACGAUCACCCACUUCCUCGGAACGCACCUGUGGGGAUGCUUCAUCGCUGGGAUGUCUUUCGCUUGCCUGAAUCCGCCUCAUCAUGCCCACCAUGUUUGGGUGAAGCAGACAAAGCGAGUGACCUCCUGGAUGAUCCGCAUUUUCUUCGCCGGGACCGUGGCUUUCACCAUCCCCUUGCAGCAGCUGAUGUCUAUCGAAGCCUUCUGGAAAGGCAGCAUCAUGGGGAUCUUCGCGUGCAUUGGAACCAAGGUGGUUUGUGCACCGUUCAUGGGCAAAGCGCGCUGGGUCAUUGGUUGGGCCAUGGUCGGGCGAGCUGAGUUCGCGUACUUGAUCGCACAAAUGGCGCUCUCCGCCGGGAUGCUGGAUGCAGGGACCUUCUCCGUAGUGAUUUGGGCCCUGCUCUAUGCCACCAUCUUCGCACCCUUCAUCUUCCGGCUGCUCCUGAAUCGAUAUGUGGCCUCAGAGGGGCUCGGCGACGGAGCUGCAGGAACUGGUUUCAGCGACUCGGACUCGGACAUUUGGGGCGAGGAGAAGGAGAACAGUAAGAAAGAUGAAGACGACCUAGAGGACAUUGACGUUGCAGGGGCAUUGAAAAACAAGCCUACAGAGUACGGACAGUCCAGCCCAGGUGGUGCAGCUUGGCCCAAGAACUGGAAGCCUUGCCAUCUCGACUCGUUUGCUGUGCAAGCACAGCACAUCAGAGCACUUGACAGUUGUGAUAAGGAGAUGAAAGUGGCCUUCUCAGCCGUAGAUGCCAGGGCUGUUCGUAAUGCAGACGACAAAGGCAAAAGUGGCUUCCUCUGCUGCCUAUUCUUCAAGAAGGCAGGCGGUGGUCAGCAGGUGCCACUGAACACCAUGCACUCGAAGGGACACAUCCUAGACCACUGCUUAUCGCCACAGCUUGCGGGUAGCCAACGAGCAGGCAACACACGCGCAUCGAAGCAUGAAAUGUCGGGGAUAGCUGCCCCAUUGGAUGCUCAUGAUGUAGCCAAAGAGUACUCCUGGUGCCGUGUUCGCUUUCCUCAGUCCAUGGCCUUCAUGGGAAUUGUGGGCAUCGGCUGGGGGAACUCAAUCCUGCAAGAGGAUGAGUUGCAGCUUCCUGGUGCCAAGAUGGCCAAUGUUGCCUUGUCCGUGGUGUCGUUGAAGACUUCGCAUUUCGAGCGCUUUCCCUUGGCCGACAUGGCGAAGCCUGGGACCCGAGCUACGAUGGCGCUCCUGGCAAGGCGCUGGAUGCGCGGGAGCACGCUGAGCCUCAGCCGGGCAUCCCCGGCAAUUGCUUUGAGAGCUUUCUCUGAUGCCCCGGCGCUGACGCGGCUUGAGAAGCAGAAGAAGCCGAGCGACAACUACCUGGACAUGCACUCGCUGGUGACCCGCCUUCGUGAGUUGUUCCCGCCGGCACCGGCAAUGGGUGCACCCAUCAAUGGUGAUGUGGUCACGUCCGUCACAGAGACUCUGCAGAGCGUGAAGCUGAACCCACGUGAAUGGCAGCAGCACGCAGUCUACCGGCGGGGGCGCUAUACCAGGAACAUAGUUGGAUACUCGCCAAAUCAAUUCAUCGUGCUGCUGCUGUGUUGGGAGCGGGGCCAACAGAGCCCCAUCCAUGACCAUGCAGGUGCUCACUGCUUUAUCAAGAUGCUUAGUGGACAGCUUCAAGAGCGCAAAUUCGCUUGGGCUCCAAACGGCUCCUCUGGCCCACAGGCAGGGCCUCCUGGCCUUUUGGAUGCAUCUGACACAGAGAAGAGUGCUCGGGGCCUCAAGUCUGCUACAGAAAGCGUCUGGAGUCAAAGUCAUUCACUUCUGGGCCUCGACUCAACUCUGAGUGUGUGA
Symbiodinium necroappetens is the source of this 2175-nucleotide messenger RNA. The record is from the annotation of a GenBank genome assembly. NCBI's taxonomy places the organism in Eukaryota, Dinophyceae, Suessiales, Symbiodiniaceae.